Procambarus clarkii (red swamp crayfish) is the source of this 2930-nucleotide messenger RNA. The record is from RefSeq and is a predicted model, not a curated record. Lineage: Eukaryota; Metazoa; Arthropoda; Malacostraca; Decapoda; Cambaridae.
UGUGCACUAAUAAGAGCUAGACAGCGUGUCCUUGACAAGCAACAUGACAGUGUGCUUGAGAAGCAACAGAGCACAGUGCACGACAAGCAACAGAGCAACAGUGCGCGACAAGCAACAGAGCACAGUGCACGACAAGCAACAGAGCACAGUGCACGACAAGCAACAGAGCAGCGUGCACGACAAGCAACAGAGCAACAGUGCACGACAAGCAACAGAGCAACAGUGCACGACAAGCAACAGAGCAGAGUGCGCGACAAGCAACAGAGCAGAGUGCUCGACAAGCAACAGAGCAGAGUGCGCGACAAGCAACAGAGCAACAGUGCACGACAAGCAACAGAGCAACAGUGCACGACAAGCAACAGAGCACAGUGCACGACAAGCAACAGAGCAGAGUGCACGACAAGCAACAGAGCAGAGUGCACGACAAGCAACAGAGCAGCGUGCACGACAAGCAACAGAGCAACAGUGCACGACAAGCAACAGAGCAACAGUGCACGACAAGCAACAGAGCAGAGUGCGCGACAAGCAACAGAGCAGAGUGCGCGACAAGCAACAGAGCAACAGUGCACGACAAGCAACAGAGCACAGUGCACGACAAGCAACAGAGCACAGUGCACGACAAGCAACAGAGCAGAGUGCACGACAAGCAACAGAGCACAGUGUACGACAAGCAACAGAGCAGUGUACGACAAGCAACAGAACAGAGUGCACGACAAGCAACAGAGCAGAGUGCACGACAAGCAACAGAGCACAGUGCACGACAAGCAACAGAGCACAGUGCACGACAAGCAACAGAGCACAGUGCACGACAAGCAACAGAGCACAGUGCACGACAAGCAACAGAGCAGAGUGCACGACAAGCAACGGAGCACAGUGCACGACAAGCAACAGAGUAGAGUGCACGACAAGCAACAGAGUAGAGUGCACGACAAGCAACAGAGCAGAGUGUACGACAAGCAACAGAGCAGAGUGUACGACAAGCAACAGAGCAGGGUGCACGACAAGCAACAGAGCAGAGUGCACGACAAGCAACAGAGCAGAGUGCACGACAAGCAACAGAGCAGGGUGCACGACAAGCAACAGAGCAGAGUGCACGACAAGCAACAGAGCAACAGUGCACGACAAGCAACAGAGCAGAGUGCACGACAAGCAACAGAGCAGAGUGCACGACAAGCAACAGAGCAACAGUGCACGACAAGCAACAGAGCAGAGUGCACGACAAGCAACAGAGCAACAGUGCACGACAAGCAACAGAGCAGCGUGCACGACAAGCAACAAAGCAACAGUGCACGACAAGCAACAGAGCAGAGUGCACGACAAGCAACAGAGCAACAGUGCACGACAAGCAACAGAGCAACAGUGCACGACAAGCAACAGAGCAACAGUGCGCGACAAGCAACAGAGCAACAGUGCACGACAAGCAACAGAGCAACAGUGCACGACAAGCAACAGAGCAACAGUGCGCGACAAGCAACAGAGCAACAGUGCACGACAAGCAACAGAGCAACAGUGCACGACAAGCAACAGAGCAACAGUGCACGACAAGCAACAGAGCAACAGUGCACGACAAGCAACAGAGCAGGGUGCACGACAAGCAACAGAGCAGAGUGCACGACAAGCAACAGAGCAACAGUGCACGACAAGCAACAGAGCAACAGUGCACGACAAGCAACAAAGCAGAGUGCACGACAAGCAACAGAGCAACAGUGCACGACAAGCAACAGAGCAACAGUGCCCGACAAGCAACAGAGCAACAGUGCACGACAAGCAACAGAGCAACAGUGCACGACAAGCAACAGAGCAACAGUGCACGACAAGCAACAGAGCAGAGUGCACGACAAGCAACAGAGCAACAGUGCACGACAAGCAACAGAGCAACAGUGCACGACAAGCAACAGAGCAGAGUGCACGACAAGCAACAGAGCAACAGUGCACGACAAGCAACAGAGCAACAGUGCACGACAAGCAACAGAGCAGAGUGCGCGACAAGCAACAGAGCAGAGUGCGCGACAAGCAACAGAGCAGAGUGCACGACAAGCAACAGAGCAGAGUGCACGACAAGCAACAGAGCAACAGUGCACGACAAGCAACAGAGCAACAGUGCACGACAAGCAACAGAGCAGCGUGCGCGACAAGCAACAGAGCAGCGUGCACGACAAGCAACAGAGCAGAGUGCACGACAAGCAACAGAGCAACAGUGCACGACAAGCAACAGAGCAGAGUGCGCGACAAGCAACAGAGCAGAGUGCGCGACAAGCAACAGAGCAACAGUGCACGACAAGCAACAGAGCAGAGUGCACGACAAGCAACAGAGCAGAGUGCACGACAAGCAACAGAGCAACAGUGCACGACAAGCAACAGAGCACAGUGUACGACAAGCAACAGAGCAGCGUGCACGACAAGCAACAGAGCACAGUGCACGACAAGCAACAGAGCACAGUGUACGACAAGCAACAGAGCAGCGUGCGCGACAAGCAACAGAGCAACAGUGCACGACAAGCAACAGAGCACAGUGCACGACAAGCAACAGAGCAGGGUGCACGACAAGCAGAGCACAGUGUACGACAAGCAACAGAGCAGGGUGCACGACUAGCAACAGAGCAGAGUGCACGAGCAACAGCAGUGCACGACAAGCAAGCAGAGCGCACGACAAGUGAGCAGAGCGCACGACAAGCAACAGAGCAGAGCGCACGACAAGCAACAGAGCAACAGUGCACGACAAGCAACAGAGCACAGUGCGACGACAAGCAACAGAGCAAGCAGAGUGCACGACAAGCAACAGAGCAAGCGCACGAGCAACAGAGCAGAGUGCACGACAAGCAACAGAGCAGGGUGCACGACAAGCAACAGAGCACAGUGUACGACAAGCAACAGAGCAGAGUGCACGACAAGCAACAGAGCAGAGUGCACGACAAGCAACAGAGCAGAGU